AUGAGAUGCGACACGAGCCGCCCACCCACCGGCGCGAUCGCAGAUAGUGCACAGGCGGGCGGGGAAAUGGAGGGGGCGGAAGGGCGAGGAUGGUGCGAGGUGUAUGGCGGGAUCGUGGAUAAUGAUAAGAUGUGGUAUCGGGGUUAUUUUUGGAUCGCACUUGCUCUCGGUGUUAGGGAUUGGUUUGAUGGGAUAUCCGGCUCGGUGUUGUGUCUCGAUUGGGAUGUCGUGGCAAGAGGGUCUGGUUGGGUUGAUGCAUCGUCUUACUAUGGUACUCUCACAGCCCAUGCCGAAUCCCCUUUCUCCUCCAUCGACUAUCGAACACUCCCUUGA
This is a messenger RNA of Pseudogymnoascus destructans, 333 nucleotides long. RefSeq lists its product as uncharacterized. The transcript has a single exon. The coding region runs from base 1 to 333 and encodes 110 amino acids. The record is from RefSeq and is a predicted model, not a curated record. NCBI's taxonomy places the organism in Eukaryota, Fungi, Ascomycota, Leotiomycetes, Thelebolales, Thelebolaceae.